This is a messenger RNA of Hylaeus volcanicus, 706 nucleotides long. Its product is annotated as 60S ribosomal protein L27a-like. Bases 84 to 533 code for a protein of 149 amino acids. The transcript is spliced from 2 exons. Gene Ontology annotation, molecular function: structural constituent of ribosome. Gene Ontology annotation, cellular component: ribosome; cytosolic large ribosomal subunit. NCBI's taxonomy places the organism in Eukaryota, Metazoa, Arthropoda, Insecta, Hymenoptera, Colletidae. The record is from RefSeq and is a predicted model, not a curated record. Gene Ontology annotation, biological process: translation.
GGUACGUAUCUGUAAAUUAGUUUUUCUCUUUGGACAGCUGCCUUGUACUUAAAGUUUCGUUUUCUUCAUAACCAUUUGAGACUAUGACCACACGUCUUAAAAAAAAUAGAAAGAAGCGUGGCCAUGUGUCGGCUGGACACGGACGUGUAGGGAAGCACAGAAAGCAUCCUGGUGGACGCGGUAAAGCUGGUGGUAUGCAUCAUCACCGAAUCAACUUUGAUAAGUACCACCCUGGUUACUUUGGAAAAGUUGGUAUGAGACAUUUCCAUAUGCUUAAAAAUCAAACAUUUUGUCCAACGAUUAACCUGGAAAAUUUAUGGUCAUUGGUUCCUGAACAAGUUCGUGAAGAGGCGGCAACUAAGAAAUCACAAGGUUUAUGCCCGGUAAUUGAUGUCAGACAGCAUGGGUAUUUUAAGGUGUUAGGGAAAGGAAAAUUACCGGAACAGCCAGUUAUUGUUAAAGCACGUUACUUCUCUGAAAAAGCUGAACAACGCAUUAAAGCUGUUGGUGGCGUUUGUAUUUGUCAAGCGUAGUUUCGUAGCGUCAUGCUAUUCAUUAUUUCCACGUUACUCUCAUGUUAAAAAUUUUUUUUUUUUGUCACGUAAAAUUUAGAGUGAAAGUUAUAAUAGCUAAAAAUUAAAUGAUCUUGAGAAAAUCUAUUAAAAAACAUUAUACAAAGCAAGUCAUUCAUUUAUUGAACUAAAUA